Molecule: messenger RNA, 405 nt
Organism: Schizophyllum commune H4-8
Lineage: Eukaryota; Fungi; Basidiomycota; Agaricomycetes; Agaricales; Schizophyllaceae
Exons: 5
Source: RefSeq, a predicted model, not a curated record
AUGAUGUUCUUCCCUACUCUUGCUGCCUCUGUCCUCGCGUCCGCUGGCUUCGCCGCUGCGGCGAAUUUCUCCGUCCUUGUUGGUGCGAACGGGCUUACCUUCGAGCCCAACAACAUCACGGGCGCCGUUGCUGGUGACACGGUUGAGUUCUUGUUCUACCCGAAGAACCACACCGUCACCCAGAGCACCUUCGCGGCGCCGUGCUCGCCCAUGACCUCGCCAGCGGCUGGUGUCGACUCUGGCUUCCUCCCGGUGCAAGCUGAUGCUACCGAACGUCCGGCCUGGUCGUUCACGAUCCAGGAUGCGUCGGCGCCCCUCUGGUUCUAUUGCGCACAGGGCCAGCACUGCGCCGAGGGCAUGGUGUUCGCCGUGAACCCGACCGCGGAGAAGAGCAUUGACGCCUUC